Messenger RNA from Mesoplodon densirostris (Blainville's beaked whale), 2726 nucleotides. It is a transcript of the gene FBLIM1, whose product is annotated as filamin binding LIM protein 1. The transcript is spliced from 9 exons. Gene Ontology annotation, molecular function: filamin binding. Gene Ontology annotation, cellular component: stress fiber; focal adhesion. Bases 204 to 1328 code for a protein of 374 amino acids. The record is from RefSeq and is a predicted model, not a curated record. NCBI's taxonomy places the organism in Eukaryota, Metazoa, Chordata, Mammalia, Artiodactyla, Ziphiidae. Gene Ontology annotation, biological process: cell-cell adhesion.
GCGGAGGGGCGGGAGGCGCCGCGCCGCUCCCGGUUCUGCUCGAUCGGGUGACCGGCCGGAGCCGCCGGGGGCGCGGGCGGCCCAGCCCUGAUGUUCUGACGAGAGUCACACUGUUUCCCGCCCACCGUGGAGCUGGCCUGAACACUGGGGACGUCAGCUUUCCCAGGAAAAUCCAGAUCCCAGCCCCACCAGAAGCUGAAGCAAUGGCCUCAAAGCCUGAGAAGAGGGUCGCCUCGUCUGUCUUUAUCACCCUGGCACCUCCACGUCGAGAUGAGGCUGUGGUUGAGGAGGUGAGGCGGGCAGCUUGUGAGGCCCGGCCUGGCUGCCCCCGGGAAUCUCCUGUCCCCACGAAGGCAUCCGGGGCUGGCUCUGCGGGGAGGCUCCGCUCCUGGACACCCCCCAGCAGGGCUGCAGCCCCGGUGCCAGCUGUUCCACCUCAGCUCCCCAGUGGAGGAUGUUCGCUUCCUCCUCCUCCCCUGGAUGGCGAGGACGCACUCCCCGACCUGGACCUCCUCCCACCUCCGCCGCCGCCCCCUCCAGUGUACCUGCCUCCUGACGAGGAGCCCCCUGCCCCGAUGGGGGCGUCACUCAUUUCAGACUUAGAGCAGCUGCCCCCACCCCCGCCGCAGCCCCUCGUGGAGGGGCCUCCACUGCAGCCUCGGCCCAGUCAUCUCAGACCCACAGAAGAGGAGCUGCCGCCUCCCCCAGAGGAGCCUGUCGGCUUCCCCGAGAGAGAGGCCUCCACAGACGUCUGUGCCUUCUGCCACAAGACCGUGUCCCCUCGAGAGCUGGCUGUGGAGGCCAUGAAGAGGCAGUACCAUGCCCAGUGCUUCACGUGCCGUAUCUGCCGCCGCCAGCUGGCCGGACAGAGCUUCUACCAGAAGGAUGGGCGGCCCCUCUGUGAACCCUGCUACCAGGACACCCUGGAGAAGUGUGGCAGGUGUGGCGAGGUGGUCCGGGAGCACAUCAUCAGGGCCUUGGGCCAGGCCUUCCACCCCACCUGCUUCACGUGUGUGACCUGCGCCCGGUGCAUCGGGGAUGAGAGCUUUGCCCUGGACAGUCAGAAUGAGGUGUACUGCCUGGACGAUUUCUACAGGAAAUUCGCCCCUGUGUGCAGCAUCUGUGAGAAUCCCAUCAUCCCCCGAGACGGGAAGGAUGCCUUCAAAAUCGAGUGCAUGGGAAGAAACUUCCAUGAGAAUUGCUACAGGUGUGAGGACUGCAGGAUCCUCCUGUCUGUGGAGCCCACGGACCAAGGCUGCUACCCUCUGAACAACCGUCUCUUCUGCAAGCCGUGCCACGUGAAGCGGAGUGCUGCGGGGUGCUGCUGAGGGCACCCGUGGGCUGAGGGCCGUGGUCGCACACUAGCCCCACUUGGGGUCCCUCCCCAACUUGUUUCCCUUCCUGACCUGGUCUUGCACACUUUCCUUCCGAGCCACACAGGGACCAGCCUGCAGGCCUGCCCCUCGUGUCCGGGACCCAGGCCUCCUCCCAGCUCAGAGCGCCCUUUAGACUCUCAGCUGUUCCUUCUCUCCUCUGGGCACCGGGAGGCUUCCUUACCAUGAGUGUCAUGCCUGGGGGUCCCAUCUCUACGACUCUGGCCCCCCUUGAGCACUGGCCUUGACCUCCGUUUCCAGGGGUGAGUUGGGGUGAGUCUCUAGAUGGCACCCUGUGUCCCUAGCAGUGACACAUUAGCUCUGGGGGUGGCUGAGACCAGCUCUGCCUUGCAGGACUGAACUAUUUCAGGAAAACUGCCAAGUCCCUUAAAAAGCACUAUUUUUAAAAUUUGAAGUUUAAGUGAUGAGAAACAUUCUUCGGAUUUUUUUGGAGGGGAGGUGGGAAUCUUAAAAGAAAAUGCCUUCCAUUGUUCAUAAAUGUACAAGAUUGUGACCUGCUGGUGGCAUGGCCAUGGACUUCCCACACUGGGGAGAUGUCAUGCUGACAUGGGACCCAGGCAUGAACCUGAACAGCAGAGGCAGGAGCAAAGGAUGACACGCUGACACCCAAGGAAGUCAGCAACCCCUGCACCCUGGCUUCCAGCGCCUCCUGUGUGCAACAGUGAUUCAACACACGUGGAUUGAGUGCCUGUUGUAUGCUGGGUAGUAGAGUACAGGAGCUCUGAGUGUUCCUCCUGCAGCAGCCUCGACUACGGCCGUGCACACACGCACGCACUCACACACACACACACUCCUCCAGGACAGUAACGGGUGUCCCCCAACCCCUACUCGGGCCCUCCAGCCCAGGCUGCCCUGUGACCACUGCCUUCUCAAGUCCACACCUAGAAGAUUCUUUUUCUCUUUUAAGGAAAAUCGUUUUUGUUGCUUUGUAACUUCUAAGACAUCUUGUAGAACAUGAACACAUUAAACAAGAUGCGCUUUCCUCCCUGGGGUUGUCUCGAUGUACCAUGUGCUCCUAGGAGGAUGCCCUGGGCUCCAAGUACCAGGAGAGUUUCUCUGUAGGGCCCCUUAAGGGCUUCAAACCAGAGCACAGCUUCUUGCCCGAAGCUUAGAGCAGCAAGUCGCAAACUCCAGGCCUUCCCAUACCUCCACAAUUUCUAUCAUACAAGGACCUCCUAUUCUAUUAUCUCCUUAAUAUUUUCUUUAACUCAGCAUCCUUUUUUUUUUUUUUUUUUUAACUCACCGAUUUAGUCUUAGGUUAACUAAGCAAUAUAUCCGUGCAGUCACAUGAUGUGCUAGUUAUACAUGAAAAUAAAUGCAUAACUAUUCGAA